Aspergillus tubingensis is the source of this 213-nucleotide messenger RNA. RefSeq lists its product as uncharacterized. Bases 1 to 213 code for a protein of 70 amino acids. The record is from RefSeq and is a predicted model, not a curated record. The transcript has 2 exons. Lineage: Eukaryota; Fungi; Ascomycota; Eurotiomycetes; Eurotiales; Aspergillaceae.
AUGGUUCUCCAAGUGAAAAGCAAUACUGCAAUGUACAAUGUCCCCAGAUACGGGGACAUACCCAACAUCUUCUUCGCGGACCUACUAGGAACAAGCGAAAGUGGCGAGAAGAACCCAAUCGUCGGAUCCUGGUUCCGAAUUGAGAAAGGACCUGAAUCUACGCCUCCGACAUACUCGUAUGAUGAGGUUGGGGUGGUCAUUGAGGGUGAGUGA